GUUGCACUCGAUAUCGUGAAAAAUCAAAUAAAAACACAACAACUCAAUUUAGAUCCAACGAAAAAAUCAAAUGAGAAAAUAUUUGGAAAUGAAAGAGAGUAUCAUAAAAAGGUAUUCUUUAUAGUAUCUCGGCAAAUCAUGCGUAAAGUAUCAAUUAUUUAGAGACACCCUAGCAUUUUAAAUGUAAAGUUUGGGUUUAAUUACUCUAGCAUUUUAGCCUUUAAUAAACUAAAUGGUUUUCUCCCGCCAAAAAGGGUAUCAUCUGCCGCCAUUUUGCUGAUCUCCGUUAGCACGAUCCUCCAUAGACCACAGUACGUUAGACUCGUAGAAAGAUUGAAUCUUGGGCAAGGAAAUGGCCUCUUCAUGCGGAAAAACUAUAAUGGAUCUUUUCAAGCAACCGGCAGCGAAGCGCCUCAAACGGGUCUCCUCGCCGCCUCAGUCUCCUGCCUCCGCGGCCGUCAGCAGCUUCUCCUCCGCAGCAUCGCGGUCUCCGGACGACGGCCAAGGCGAAGAGAACGGCGUCGUUUCUCAAACCGGAUCACUCACGCCUGAGCAGAUUUUGAAAAUCGAGUUCAACAAAUCCCUAGCCAAAGCUAAACUCAAUCUCAAUCGCUGUGCCGAGAAAGUCACGAAUUCCAUUUCUAAAGGUGAGGGGAUGCAGCACGUGAAGUUGAAGGAGUUGUUGGUGGAGGAGUCAUGGUUGCAAGCAUUGCCAGGGGAAUUUGAGAAGCCAUAUGCCAAGAACUUGUGUAAAUUUGUGGAAAGUGAAAUUUGCAGUGCUGGUGUUCCGAUUUAUCCUCCACAGCAUUUGCUUUUCAAUGCACUUAAUACCACUUCUAUUGACAAGGUUAAGGCUGUUAUCAUCGGACAGGAUCCAUAUCAUGGACCUGGUCAAGCAAUGGGUUUGUCUUUCUCUGUGCCAGAGGGUGUAAAAGUUCCUUCAAGCCUGGUCAAUAUUUAUAAGGAACUCAAACAAGACUUGGGUUGUUCAAUUCCUUCUCAUGGAAAUUUGGAAAAAUGGGCAAUACAGGGUGUUCUGCUUCUCAAUGCUGUGCUUACUGUUAGGCAUCAUCAAGCAAACUCUCAUGCAAACAAAGGUUGGGAGCAAUUUACUGAUGAUGUCAUAAGGGCAAUUUCUCAAAAGAAAAAAGGAGUAGUCUUCCUUCUUUGGGGAAAUUAUGCUCAAGCAAAAGGCAGGCUAAUUGACGAAACAAAGCAUCAUGUGCUGAAAUCGGCACAUCCUUCUGGUUUGUCUGCAAACAGAGGCUUCUUUGGAUGCAGGCAUUUUUCAAAGACAAACAAGCUUAUGGAGGAAAUGGGGAAACCUCCUAUAGAUUGGCAACUAUAAGUCUAUAAUGUAGAAUGUCAUGCCAUUUUUUGGAAAGCUGAACAAGGGGCAAGAUCGGAGUCAGCUCUUAUAAAAUACUCGGGGAGGCCAGUUUUUUAGAUGGGAGAUCUUUCUGGAAAUGGGAUUAUGGGUAGGGGCUGUAUUGUCUUUCUUUGGACUCUUCUAUGUGAAGGUAAGUAGUUAAGUGCACUCUUUUAAGGUGGCCAGUCACCAGUGUAUCUUAUGGAUGUGUAUUUGUGGUGGCACAUGAAUGCCAUUUCUUACCAUCAAGUAAAUUUAUGGGAAUUGU
Molecule: messenger RNA, 1637 nt
Organism: Cuscuta campestris
Lineage: Eukaryota; Viridiplantae; Streptophyta; Magnoliopsida; Solanales; Convolvulaceae
Source: the annotation of a GenBank genome assembly